Messenger RNA from Mobula hypostoma (lesser devil ray), 2203 nucleotides. It is a transcript of the gene ik, whose product is annotated as IK cytokine. The transcript has 20 exons. Gene Ontology annotation, biological process: mRNA splicing, via spliceosome. The record is from RefSeq and is a predicted model, not a curated record. NCBI's taxonomy places the organism in Eukaryota, Metazoa, Chordata, Chondrichthyes, Myliobatiformes, Myliobatidae. Bases 142 to 1806 code for a protein of 554 amino acids. Gene Ontology annotation, cellular component: nucleus.
CCAAGGGUAACAGGCGGGACGGUGUGUAGUGGUGUCUUGUGGGAUAGUUGCUGGAGGUCUGCAGGAGUUGCGGAGCGCUGUCGGUUUUGUCGCGGUAUCGCGUCCUAGUCGUCGGUGGAACGGGCACAAAAAGCGGUCAAGAUGCCGGAGAGAGACAAUGAGCCGUUUUCAAACCCUCUGGCGCCUGAUUCACACGAGAUGGAAGAUCCUCGGUCGCUGAAUCAGUCGAAGCUGACCAAUGAGGACUUCCGAAAAUUACUGAUGACCCCAAGGUCAACGCCAUCAUCGGCUCCACCUUCAAAAACUCGCCAACAUGAGAUGCCGAGGGAAUACAACGAGGAGGACGACCCUGCUGCCCGCAGGAGGAAGAAGAAAAGUUACUAUGCAAAGCUGCGGCAGCAGGAGCUGGAACGCGAACGCGAGCUGGCUGAGAAGUACCGUGAUCGAGCACGGGAGAGACGAGAUGGCGUGAACAAAGACUAUGAGGAAACUGAGCUCAUCAGUACGACGGCAAACUACAGAGCCGUUGGACCAACUGCUGAGGCGGACAAGUCUGCAGCAGAGAAGAGGCGGCAGCUCAUCCAGGAGUCCAAGUUCUUGGGUGGUGACAUGGAGCACACUCACUUGGUGAAGGGGCUGGAUUUUGCUCUCCUGCAGAAGGUCCGAGCAGAAAUCACCAGCAAAGAGAGAGAAGAAGAAGAUUUGAUUGAGAAAGUGCAGAAGGAAGUGAAGAAAGACGAAGAUCCAGAAAAUAAAAUUGAAUUCAAGACCCGCUUGGGACGCAACAUAUACCGUAUUCUGUUUAAAAUGAAGCCCCAGGAGCGAAAUGAGCUGUUUUUACCGGGACGCAUGGCGUAUGUUGUGGAUUUAGAUGAUGAAUAUGCAGACACGGAUGUACCCACAACGCUGAUCAGAAGCAAAGCCGACUGUCCUACCAUGGAGGCACAAACAACGCUGACCACCAAUGACAUUGUUAUCAAUAAAUUGACUCAGAUCUUGUCCUACUUGCGCCAGGGAACUCGUAACAAAAAAAUGAAGAAGAAAGAUAAAGGUAAAUUGGGAGGUGAUGAAAAGAGGCCACCAGAAGCUGAUAUAAGCAUCUUCGAUGACAUCGGGGACUAUGUGCCAACAACCGCGAAGGUCGUUCGCGAGAAGGAGCGUGAAAAGUACCGGGAGAAGGAGAGAGAAAGGGAGCGGGAGCGGGAGAGAGAGCGAGAAAGGGAGCGGGAACGGGAGAGGGAAAGAGAGAGAGACGAAGAGAAAAAAUCCAGGCACAAUUACUUUGAAAAGCCCAGAGUGGAUGACGAACCAGCAGAGAUGGAUGCUGGUCCUGGGUCGGCAAAGGAUCUGAUUAAAUCGAUCAAUGAGAAGUUUGCCGGAGCUGGAGGUUGGCAGGGAGCAGAAUCGGCAAAGAGACAGGAAGAGAAGAAGCGGCUUGGAGAUUUUUUCGGAACGUCGGACAGCUACGCAGAAUGUUACCCAGCCACGCUGGAUGACAUGGCUGUUGACAGCGACGAAGAGGUGGAUUACAGUAAGAUGGAUCAGGGUAACAAGAAGGGACCCCUUGGCCGCUGGGAUUUUGAUACACAGGAGGAAUACAGUGAAUACAUGAACAACAAAGAGGCUUUGCCCAAAGCUGCUUUCCAAUACGGCAUCAAGAUGUCAGAGGGACGUAAAACACGGCGUUUCAAGGAAACGAAUGAGAAGGCAGAGCUGGAUCGGCAGUGGAAGAAGAUCAGUGCGAUCAUUGAAAAGAGAAAGAAGUUGGAGGCAGACGGUGUCGAGGUGAAGAGACCCAAGUACUGAGAGACAGAGCGGAGAGACGUCAACUGUUCCGGCAUUCCAUGAUGAUGGUUGCUUGUUGGCACUGAAUUGUGUGCGUGACCUGUCCCAAAUAAUAUGUCGUCAUCGUCAGCUAUGGUCCAUCACAAUGUAGAACAUUUGAAGAACGCUCACGCAAUUUGCGUUGAUUGCCACAUCUUUUAUUUUGAAACCUGCUGAUAACUUUUAAGCUGAAGUUGAAUCUGUCUGACGGGGUAUGAGAUGGAGGACAGAUCUUUGAAUGAGUCUACAGGUUAAACUUUGAAUUGCCUGUGGGGGCUUGGAUCUGCACACAUUUAUAUUCUGGUUUUUGCAAGUGGUAGUGAAAAGCUUCAGACGAUUAAAUUUCAUGAGAUAUUUAAUGGAUUUAGUCACGUGUGCU